Molecule: messenger RNA, 2358 nt
Organism: Sabethes cyaneus
Lineage: Eukaryota; Metazoa; Arthropoda; Insecta; Diptera; Culicidae
Exons: 3
Coding region: 1-2358 (785 amino acids)
Source: RefSeq, a predicted model, not a curated record
AUGAGCCUUGAAUUAAAGAAGGACACCACCAAGAAGAGUUCGGUAGCGGAAGGAGUGGCGGAGGAUGGAGUGCAGAUACGUGCACUCACACCAGAAAAGACUCUCCAGCUUAAAAACCUGGAUGAGACCACCGAAGUUUGCGAGGUCGUACAGGCUCUCAAAGAACAAAGUGGAGUGGUGGUGGAAACCGAGGCGGUUCGCCUGCGCAAGGCUAUGCAUGAAAUGAAUGAGAGGCAAACAGCGAUAAAUCUGAAAAAUGUCAUUGAGGAAGAAUUGGCCGGAUUUAAUAUCGAUUUGAAGCAGGUAUUAUCCGUAACUAGUGAUAACGGAAACAACAUGUUAGCAGCCGCUCGUUAUUUCAAAAACAUGAAGAUGGCAACGAAAGACGAAACAGCAGUAUCGCUAGGUUCGAUUAUUCCAGAGGAGCUUGCUGCAAUAUCGUCAGUUGGAACCCAAGAAACUCACGAUAGCGAAAAUGACGAUGAGGAGUUUGGCGAAGCUUCUAAUGAUGUUGAGUUUGAGGAAGAAAAUGACAUUGAACCUGAAACUGAAACUGAAAUAGAACCUGACUUUUCGUAUGAUGCGUCUGAUUUUGAAAAUCCUAACGAUGACGAUGAGACUGAGCAGAUUUUAGGGAGCGAGGUCCAGGUGUUGCUAAGCUUGGGGCCCAAAUUCGCACUACCCGUACACAGUCUCAACCAAAUCUCGCUGUAUCAUAUCAUAGCAGAUAUAGAGUCCAUACUACACACCACUGACGACAAACAAACUCAAAACGUAACCCGCUGUACGCUAGUGAAUCAGAUACAAAAUUACCUCUGUCGUGACAACAAAAACCAGUCUAAGGAACCGCUACUAAACUUUUGCACCAGUGCAACCGCAAGUUUAAAACAGUUCUUAACACAACACAAGGACGUAUACAUCCUGGAAUCGGACAAAGGAAAACGUACUGUCAUCAUGUAUAAUGCGGAUUGCGACCAAAAAAUGUUGGCACUACUCGACAGCCCCACGUACCAAAUACUUACCAAAGAUCCAACCACCACGUACCAGAGAAAAAAUAAUGCAAUAGUUUCCCGCUUGCUCAACUUAAAACUUAUCGAUCAGAGCACCGCCAAAAGAUUACAAACAACCACAGCAGUAUGCCCAUCGAUUUACGGACAACCUAAAGCCCACAAGCCACAACUUCCGCUUAGACCCGUAGUACCGACUAUAACAUCGCCAACAUACAGCCUAUCGAAGUUUAUUGCAAACAUCCUUUCCAAAAGCAUGAAAAGCAAAUACAACAUCAUCGACAGCUUCGAUUUCGUCCAGUACAUAAACAAAAUAACCCUUCCGACCAACUACGUAUUGGUUUCUUUCGACGUAGUAUCGUUGUUCACAAACAUUCCUAAGGAUUUGGUUAUGCACGACAUAAUCAUGAGUUGGGACACUAUACGCAGCAACACCAAUAUCAAUCUCGAUCUGUUCCUGGAAAUCAUAGAGUUUUGCAUCGACACCAGUUACUUCCGAUUUCGUGACAAAAUUUACCUCCAAACAUUCGGAACCGCAAUGGGAAGUUGUUUAUCUCCCAUUCUAGCCGAAUUCGUAUUAGAAACCCUACUAAAUACUGUUACUAGAAACCUACAAUACAAUAUUCCAGUGCUCAAAAAGUAUGUUGACGACCUCAUACUUGCAUUACCAGAGGACGAAGUUGAUAACACUCUAGCGGCAUUCAACAACUACAACCCCCACAUACAGUUUACAAAAGAAACAGAGCUCGAAAACCGCCUCCCGUUUUUGGAUACACUAGUAAUCCGGAAUGAAAACCAAAGCAUCACUACUCAAUGGUAUUCCAAAAGUAUCGCCUCCGGCCGGCUACUCAACUACCACUCGUUCCACCCUAUGCACAUGAAAAUCAAUGUUGCAACCAAUUUCAUCAAUCGUGUCAUCAAGAUCACCACCAACAAAUCAUCCGAUCAGCAAAAACAUGUCAUCUUUCAACAUCUACGCCAGAAUAAUUAUCCGACAGCAUUGAUCAACAGACUGCUAAACCGUAUUCAAAAUCGCAUCGAAACUCCUCAGCCAGAACCACCACCGCCGCUCCAAUCCGAUGAAGCUGCCGGUACAGAAAUCGAACAGCAUAUCCCAUCACAGCUAACCACUGCACCGUCCAGCCAAAAACAAUACACGUAUCGCGCAAUUCCGUAUAUUCCUCAACUCAGCACAGGAAUAAACAAAACUUUCCAAGCCAGCUAUCCUAACGUAAAACUUGCCAGCAAACCGAUAAAAACGACAAAACACCUGCUACCACCUAUAAAAGAUCCAGUACCACCGUUGCAGCAGUCCCAAGUAAUUUACAGCAUCCCGUGUGCCGACUGCUAG